CGUUGGCCAGGCUGAUGUCGAACUCCUGGCCUCGGGUGAUCCACCUGCCUCAGCCUCCCAAUGUGCCUAUGGUCUUUAACAUACCCUCAGCACUUCAGCACACUUCCAGCAGAAACUGUAAUAUACAGAUGACUCUGCAUUUGAUGGUAGUUUUUUUUAACAAUGUGUUAAUUCAUAAUGAAAACCUAUUAGGUUAUAUAAGCCCACCCUGUACACAUAGUCACCUGGCAUGUGUCUCUACAUGCCAAUAACAAGUAACCAAGAAAGGCUAGAAAGACCUAACACUUGACCAUUUUACAUGUGAUGUUUCAAAAGCCAACUGGAAAAUUGAUUAUGGGUUUUCUGAUUCCAUUGUUCCUUUUAUUAUACUAUGCUUCCUUGGAAUUAAAAAAAAGGAAUGUCCCACCUUGUCACAUUUUAGUUCCCUUGGAUUUUUUAACAUUUAGUAGCAUUUAUGUUAAAAUGUGUUUCACUUUAAAAUUUUUUGCAUGAGUGAGGAAAGCUAUAUAUUUCUUCACUUUCAUUCAUUCAUUAUUCAUGAAAUCAGAACACAAAUAGACUGUCAGAAUACAGCCAAAGGGCUGAGUGUAGAGUAAGAAGGUUGCUGUUACCAUAUAAAGUGCUAUAAAAAGUCGAAACAAUAAUGGCGGAUAGAUAUAUAAUUCUUCUUGAGAAAAAUGUGCCAAGUUUCACAAAGCAUUAGUCAUUAUAUUCAUUUCUAUUUUCAAAGCCCCAGGCAUUAGUUUGGAUUUAUUUGUUCUUUGUUGAAUGGUCAAAUUAUACUGUGACUGCAUGUAUUGCACUGUAUAAUACAAAUCAUUACUGAAUUCCCAUGAAAUGCUUCUGUAAAAUACUUCUGGUAUUGCUGAACAUUUUUUGUCUUACUCAGAAAAGUAUAAAUUUAUAGGCAUUUUCUUAAGAUAGCUACUUCAGGCUAUAAAAAGUAGAUGCCCCAAGUAACUUGCCAAGUUUAGAAAUGCAAGUAACUGAAAAGUAGCUUGGCAAACUAAAGGAGUUCACUCAAAUUAUUAAAUAAUUUGCAUUCAAGGUGUUAUAUUUCUUGUUGAAUUAGGAGAUACUUAUUUGCCAGGAUAUUAUUCCUAUUCAUAGCUAAAGAUAAGGUAUUUUUAGCUAUGUCUUCUUAAAAAAAAAAGCGGUUCUCAUUUUUGCAUUUCAGCAUAUUUUACAGUAUUCCUCCCGGAUCAAACAUCAAGGAAAUAUAUACAAAAUGUAGACAAUAUGAGAAGACAUAUUUGCUAAUUGUCUCUUCAUAUGGGAAAGUUCUCACAACUCCAUUAGGGAUUUGGAGAUGAUGUAAUUGAUAAUAUAUAAGCCCAGUGUCUUUUGAGGCUGCUGGAUUCCUUAGAGUAUUGCCAGCCAACAAAAUCCAGACAGUAAUUUGAAAGUGGAAUUUGAAAUACCAUCAGAUAACGUGUGACCAGCUGGCCCAGGAGACCUUCAGUGAAUAGCAUGGUAAUUCAUGGCACCUAACAUGAAACUCCAACUUUACCCAUCUGUCACUGUUCAACCUCAGUUUGGUCAGCUGAGUCAUGUACAGUACAUUAUCCUGCAAACAGACUAAUCGAUCUAACCUCCCCUCUUUCAGGGCUCUUUCAUCAUUACUGGGUGAAAAACUCACCCUGCCAAAGGAAUGAUCAGUAUGAACACGUUACUGUAGCUAGAACAUGUCACAGACUGUUCAGAUGUUCUCCACAAUAUUAGACGUUUGAUACCGUGAAUACAUGCACAGGAAAAAGAAAUUGUUCACGUAUAAAACCAUCUGACUUGAAAACUACUGCUAACAAAUGGACAUGUGUACAUCCAUUAGACAAAGUGUCCGAAAAUCCAAGCGCUAUCCUCUAGAUUUCACAAACCUGUUUCCUGAAAAUACAUUUGUUUAUGUAAGCCUGCUUACUUUCAUCUCCAAUUCUUUUUAUCAUAAGUCACAUUGACUCUAUCUGAAAAUCUUUAUGUUGGUUAUGUGACUAAAUUUUGAUUCAUUGUAUGCCUUAAGCGUUCAAAUAUUCAUAUAUUUUCUUGACUACAUGACUAUUGAAUAAAUGCCAUUGUCAAAAACCUUAAAUAUUUCUCCUUAAAAUUUAAGAAAUAUUUACCACUAUUUGGUAAUUUAAUAAAAUGCAUUUGUAUUUCCCUUGAUGACCAUGCAAAAACAGUAUAAAAACUUGGUACAUACUUUAUCACUAACAAACCAGAUUUUCUUCAUUUGUCUUAGGAGACAUAUUGGCUCAGCAAAUAGACGGUAGAGCCUUUGACAGUGGGAAAUUGAGUGUAACAUAUAGUGUAAUCAACACUUAGGUUUUCUUGCUGUGUGGAUCUGAAGAACAGUUUCAUGCAUUUUCUAGUUUUUAAUAUAUGUAGCUCUCCCAUUUUGUUCUGAGUUUUCCAUUUGAAACUUAUUAUUUACAAUUUUCCAAAAGGCUUGAGGUCCAGUAUUUUUUUCCCUCUAAAAUAUUAGAACAGACUUCUAAAUUCUAGGAUUAAGGGAUUCUGUUAUCUUGAAGAUAACAUCGGUGUAUCAGAAUACUGUAUAUAGGAAGGAACCUGGGUCCACCUCCCCACACGGGUACAAAUUUUAAAUAUUUAAGUCACCUGGUGGCCUUUGACAACCAAGAUGAUUGUAGCAGAAGGUACUGUCCUCUUGACUGGUAGCAAGAUGAUUAAAAGUAAAGUCUCCCGAGGUAUAUUUCUAUAUUUAGAAGUACACAAUUUCAGUAGCCACUUUUCAAUAUUUUGUUCAAAAACAUAUAUUGAUUUAUAUCUGCAUACAUCCUACAAAUGCCCAUGCAAUAAAUAUAAAAAGAAGCAUCAUUUGGAGCAAGACAAAAUAAGCAUUAGAAUCCAGCCAAUUCAGGAAGCAACAGUAAUCUAAUAUUUUCUUUCUGAUGGCACUUUGUGUUGCCAUCACUUGUAAGACACAAGUACUCAUAGAAACCACUGUGAUCAGACACCAUCCUCUGUGGCCUCCCCUGAGUCCUCAGUUUGUAUGGGGAACAUCAUGGUUUAAGCUCACAGCUGUGAAUCAUAGAUUCUCCAUGUCUGGUCCAUGCAUGGACUUUAUGGAACCCGUGUAUUCCCUGACUUCUUUUCUCAUUUAUGUAUCUAUGGCUUUCAUUGAUUUGUCAAGAACUAUUGUUUUAAUUAAUGGUUUUCUUCCCAGAGUACAUGUAAUGUCCUUGUAAGAAUAACAAUAGCUAAUAAUUAUUAAGUAUAUUCUACUUGUCAGUAUGCCUGUAAGACUUGAAUUAAUUUAUUUUUCUUCACAAUAAUCAGAUGCAGCAAAUAGUAUUCACACCGAUUUUACAAAUGAGAAAAUCAUGGUAAGAUAGUUUAAGAAAUUGUCGAAGCUCAUACAUCUCAUUAGUGACAGAGCAAGAAUUCAAAUGUCAAAACGCCUAUGCAAAGUCUAUACUGUUAACCAGAAAGCUAAGCUUUCUGAAAAUGUAGCUGGUUUUAUCCUGCAGAACAUAUUCUGCCUAUGGGUUUCCAUGUAUCUUCUUAGUAUACAUAUCUUGCAACCAAGGUCUAGCUUAUAAGUUAUUUUUGCCGUAGUUUAAAAUUAUUUACCAUAUUUUUAUUGAAGGGGGAUUUCAAAUUUAGUAAAACUAAUCAAAAAUUUCCUAUUUUGUUUUCCUUUAAAGCCUAUUUUACACAAAGCAGAACCUAUCUAAAUACAUUUUAACUUAUGAAACAGAAGUUUACUUAUUGAAUGAGAGGAAAACGUCUAAUUACUCAGUGAUGGUCAGGGUGCCCUUUUCACUCUCAAAUUCUGGCAAAAUAUAUGCUUAGUGGAGACAAUAAGGAGUAUAUGUUGAAGAAAUGAUUGUGAGACCAUUUAACAAAUAUUUCAACUCUAAACAAAAAAGUCCUGUACUAAGUACCGAGUAAGGGAAACAGAAUUUGAAGUGACCUUUCCCUGGCUCACCAAUGGUUUUAGGAUUUAGAGGAACAAGAGAGUAUAAAUAUGGAAAAGUAAUAUUGAAAGUCUUAUAAGAAAACAUAAAUGAAAAGAGACUAUUAAUUUAGCAGUGACUUUGAUCUAAUCAUAACUAGAGGAAUAUAAGAAAGUUAUCUCCCAAAUCAAAAAAAAAAAAGUACAAAAUGGUUUCAUAUCCUCUCCUCUAAAAAAUUAGUCCAAACAUAAAAUCUCUGAAAAUGAAAUUAAUUGACUUGAGUUCAGCACCGUGUCUAGUACAAUGGUAGUAUGGUCUUGAGUAAGCCAGUUAGAUACCUAGGAUUAUCUCUCAGUGUGGAAAUAAUAAUACCUCUUCACUUACAUAUCAUGAAGGUCACAUGAAAUUUUCUCUUUGCACAGUUCUAGAACACUUUAAAACUUUAGUGUACUUUUGUACACCAUUUUAAAGUAACCCUACUCCCCAGCAAAGACAUUUAAAAACUGAUCAUGCUUUUUGCCAUGUUAAAAAAAUAAGAGUUGUCAAGAUACUUGAAUUUUAGUCCCGGUAAUUUCACAAUCUAAGUUGUGACUUCAGCAUGUCAUUUAAGUUUUCCAGUUCACAAGCCAAACAAGUGAAUUAGAUAAGAUGAUCUUUAAUACUCAUUUCUUUUCUGUGAAUUGAAUACUGUGUAAGGAGAGGAGGAAAUUUUCAUUCACCAGAAAUAAUGUAUUUGAUAGUAUUUAUUUAUUCAAUAACUAUUUAUUGGCUGCUGACUCUUUGCUUGGACUUAGAGAAAUGAACAAGAGAAAUAAAGCCCAGACCCUGAGAGAACUUUCUAGAUGGGGAGACAGACAACAGACAAGUAAACAAAUAAAUAGGUAAUUUCAGAAAAUAAUAAGCACAAUGAACAAAAACAAGACAGGGUAAGAGUUUUUUUAUUAGCAGAUUCCUUUACCAUAUUACUGGUAAAAUUAAACAUCCUUGGUAUUUUGUAAUUUUUUCCCCUUUCUUAAAAUGUCUUUCCUUCUCAGUAAACUCUUUCGACCUAUGUGCUUAAUUUCCUCCCCAAGUAAUCUCCUUCUUAAUUUUCUCCAUGUUCACUGACUUCUUCCUGCCGCAGACAGCCAGGCACACCUGUUUCUUAUGCUAUUUACUGCCACAUCUGCCAGCCCCAGGUGGGCUCCAGUUGACACAAUCCAGGUGCAAACAUGCAGUGCACACACUCUGUGGCUCUUAGUUCUGCUCCAUGGCUUUCCUGUUGACACCGGGGCUUAGAAUUCCAUGUGACCCUGAUGGGUACUUAUGCAUGGACAACUAGAAAGUGUAGGGAUGUUAACGAGCCAUAGUAUAAACCUUUCUCUAAUGCGAGGUGGAAACCAGAGAUUCGAUAUUUUUCUCUUUUUUUCUCCUCAUAUGGAUUGGCUUGAGGCACAGUUUUGUGGCAUUUUACAAGACAACUGUGCAGGACGUAGAAAUGUUUUGCUCUGAGAUGUGUAUAAGCGUAAUAAUUCAUCAUUAUAUUGGCUUUCCCUUUCUUACCUGUCCCUUAGUGCUCCUUCCGUAAUUGUCCUAUCUAAUAAAGUAGUACCACUUAUGCCUUUGCUUCAGGCUUUGCAUUUUCUAACUAUUUGUGCUUCCAUGGAACCAGGAAUGGCUUUAGACAACACACCCUCAGGACAGAUUUUAGGAGUUGGAUUACUCCCCUAUGUGACAGCAACGAGGAUCUGAUUUCUGGUUGUAAACACAUGGUGAUAACUCUAGGCAUGUGGUAGCAUCACAAUUACCAACACUUCCUCUUGUGGUUAACUGAGAUGUGGUGCAGGUGGAAGAAGAUGUGUUGGGAUCCUCAGUAGCCGCAUACCUAGACUUCCCUACCCAGACAGAGGACUCAGUGUUACACUCAGCAUCUCCAACCCUAAGAAAGAGGUGCAAUGUUGGGGGUUUCUUUGGAUUUUGGAAACAACAUAUAUCAUAAUAUUUCAGAAUAUUUUUUCAAUGCAUUUAUUGCUUUACUUAGAAGGUUGCCCGUUUUCAGUGGAGUCCAGAGCAAGAAAGGGCUCUUCAGCAUGUGCUGGCUCUGCUGCAAGCUUUCUGUCCCUGGAAGUCUGUGACACAGUAGAGAUAGUGCUGCUGAUGUCUGCGGUAUGGAAGAAUGGUGAGUAGAGGUCUCCAGCAAGCCCCAAUAGGAAUUCUGUAAUGCAGACACCUAGAGAUUUGGAAUGAGUUCAUGCCUUUUAUGGAGAACUGUCCUCCAUUGUAAAAUUGUCUGUAGCAUGAUUCUGGCACUAGUGGGGACUGAUUAUUGGACCAUGGGGUACCAAGUACUUAUGUGACAGAAGCCACCCUUUGUAAGUUGAAAAACUGACCAAAUCUUAAAAUGAGGUGGACAUAGCAGCAGUCCACUUUAUAAUGGAAUAUUCGGGAUCAAGCCCUAACUAGUACAGAUGACACAAGAUAUUAUGAGGACAAGUGGCACAGACCCCCUUGUCACACGUCCUUAAUUAAUGCCCUGGCACCUUUCUUCUGUCUAUGUAUAUGGCCUCAUAGAGGAUUCCCUGUGAACUACUGAAGAAAAAGGAAGCCAUCCAGGCACAUCCAGGCAUGGCUCACAAAUAGUUAACAAGGUAGUCUAUGCUGGCGAAAAGUUGAUUUUUGCUGCAUUUAACUCCACUCAUGAAUGUCCCAGGAGGACAAUAGCAAAGAAGAGUUGUCUUAGUGACCAGAGUUGUUUGCCUUGGGCUCUGCUUUCUGGGGCAACAUUGGUUUGCUGUCUUCAAAGAUCUGCUUAUGUUCCCUCUCACUUCUGCUAGCUGCUCUUCUUGCAGUUACUGUAUCACUCCUUGCAACUGUCAGUAUUUGCCUUAAACUUAUGAUCAGGGCUACCAGAAAUACAAUGAUUAUAAGCCACAUUUUCGGUUCCAGUACUGUAGAGUACAUUCAUUUAUGCAAAGGAAGUCUGGUUCAAUGAAGUUCAAAGUCAGCUGAAAGGCCAAAAAAAAGGAUGCAAAGGCAAAAUGCAGACUGGGAAGUGAGGGUCUAAGUAAAUGAGGUGAGUUGACUUUGGUGGAGUAGAUGGUGUGUUUAUAGGAUGAUUGUGUACAUAGAUGCCUUAAAGGAACUUUGUUUUAGUUCUGAAUGGCAGCACCAUCUCCCCACCGCCAUACCCCUCUCCUCACUCUGGGACCCUGGGUCAUUACCCAGAGCAGUCAGCAGGGAGCUCCCCAAGCUUGGCCUCCGCUCUGUGCACCCUGUGAUCUGUCUUAACCAGGUUAUUCUUGUCUUCCACUUGUCAUAAACCUACCUAAAUGACAACCCACUGAUCGUUAUUAUUUAAAGCUUAUUUAAAGCAGUGUUUUCAUUGACAAAGAGUUCACAAGAGAUGUUCAGGAAAAUAAAUUUUCACGGUCACGUGAGUUUAGGAAAUGCAAUGUAACAUGUCUCCCUUUUUUGAAAAUUUGUCAGGCACAUUUACAUAUUAAAAGGCCUUAAAAAGAGAGUAAAAGGAAAUAAAAAGAUACUUUUAUCCUUAUUUAAUUCAGUGAUUACCAAAUGUAUAAGCCUACAUAAUUCCAUUUUAUCUUUGUUUUAAAUACCAUCUCCACUCCUUCCCCCGCAAAUGUUUCAUCCCUCUCUCAUCAUUCAGGGAGAAAGAAAAGUCAUCAUAAUAACUUUGAAGUAUUCCUGUGGUACAUUAGUGUUCAAAGAAUUUUGGAGUUGAAAAGGACCUUAGAGAAUAUCUAAUCUAUUGGGUCACAAACAUUUUAUCACCAAAAACCAUUUUACUUAAAUCUCUCCACAUAUAUACAAGUUUUAAAAGACAACUUCUACCACUUAGAAAAUUAUAAUAUUCUCUCUCUUUUUUUUUAAACCAGCAAAGGGGUAGAGAGCUGCCUUCCAAAGCCUUUUAUUAACAUUGAGUUAUAUAUUUAUUCUGGCACUUUAAUAAUACUUUGAGCAAAAAAAUCAAAGGACCUUGACAUUUCGGUUGGCAAACUUUUAAGUUUUUUUUUUUAAUGACUUCUUAUUUCUAUGAUCUCAUAAGGAUAGGAGAUCUAUAUUAUGCCCGUCCUCAACUAUUUAUUGAUAACAUACCUUGGUUUCAAAAAGUUGAGCGUCGUACUCUAGGCCCACUGCUGUUUGAUAGAACUCAGAGCUCCUAAUUCCCUGAUCAAUAUUCUUCCUAUUGCCUUUGAUGUUUCUUUAGAGCAGAAGUUGGCAAACUUUUUCUGUAAGUCAGAUAGUAAACAUUUUAGCAUGUGUGUCAUAAAGUCUCUGUUGAAACCAUUCAACCUCAUUGUUGUAGUGCGGAAGCAGUGAUAGACAAUAUGUAACAAAUGGGUAUGACUGUGUUCUAAUAAAACUUUAUUUACAGAAACAGGCCACAGGCUGUGAGCCACAGUUUGCCAACCCUUCCUGUAGAGCACUUUGCCAUACACUUGCCUGAUUAUAAGAAUUAUCUGGCCUAUGAAGUAAAAUAUGGAUUCCACUAUCUCUUCUGAUUCUGAUUGAGGAUAAGGCCUAUAAAUCUGUGUCCUUUUCAAACACAUCAGGUGAUUUUUAUUUUUGGAGGAACAAGUUUGUCAAACAUUGAUUUGGGUAUACUUAUUCUUUUUUUUUUUGUAAUAUUAGAAAACCACAUGUAUUUAUUUCCAGGCUGAAGUAUUUAGUAUUUUCCAAUUUGUACCAGAUCAAGUUUGAGUCAAAGAAACUGAAUAUUUGGCUUCAGUUUGGUUUAACAGAUUAAUUUGAAUCAAAUCAUUGGCUUGUGGUGCUUGUAGUUUAGUUUAUGGUACUGCUUCUUAUAUGAACCCUUAAAUGAUUUAUUCCUGGUUCAUUUGCGGUUCUUCAAUGGGAAUAGCUUGAAGAAGGAUCCAGAAUCAUUCUCUAAAGGAUUUGAUGCCUGUUUAAGAAAAUAUGUUAAUGUACACUGUAUAUAAUAUACUUGUUUUUAUAUAUACAUACAGUAUAACCUCACAAGAGAAAUUAUGGCUAGUUAGAAGUGGGGAUUUAUAAAGGAAUUAAAAGUAAUCAAUAUUAACAUGAUGUUGUACAGUUGAAAAAGUACAUUUUUCUCAUUUGAUAUUUAUAAUCCUGGGAGGUCUUUUUGUUUUUUCUUUUUUUAUAGCUGAAGAAAUUCAGGCUGAAAUCACAAAGCUGGUAAAUGGAAUUGGGACAGAAACUGAAGACUUUAAAUCUCAAAUUAUGUGUUCUUUCUCCUGCAGUCUAGAAGAUGCAAAUAAAAGAGGCAUAAUAGCAGAAGUUAGGAAAAACAGAUGAACCAAGGAAAAGCUUUUUAUGAGUGUCCAUCGCUCCAGUGAUCCCUGAUCCAAACAGAAUCCUAGACUCUUAAGAGCUACUUCUACACUGUCUUAAAACAAAGCUUGAAAAAAUAUCUCUAAGUGUCCUCCCAUCCUCUGCUCUCUUAGAGAAAACCUUUUACAGCACUGAAGGACCUUCUGCAGCUUGAAAAAUCCAAAUCAAGAGUCCACACUUGAUAAGGCCAUGGAGGGAUUCUGUAGAGAGGAGGACUCGGCCGAUGAGGAAGGGAGGGCUCCUGAGGAUUUGGCAGAGCUGGGUCCUCACCUGCCUUCUCUAUAAAGUCUUUCCCAGUUUUCCUUUUCAUAGCUUUCUGAAAACCUGGUCAACUCUUCUUUGAGUCCUCGUGCAGCCUUUUCAUGGUUCUUUUAAUACUUUUCAUACACUGCCCUCUUGUAAGGUGUUACAGGAUCCUAAUGAAUGCCUUCUGUAUUGUUGUAUUCCAUACUAGUUAGGGCCUAACAAAAGCAUGGCAUCGAAUUGUGUAGAGGUGACUGAUAAAUACAAGAAGGAAAGAAGAAAGAGUGGGGAGGAAAUAAGGGGAAAGGAAGACAGAAAGAAAGAGAAAGGAGAGAAAAAGUCAACAGAGCAUGAGACAUAGCAUUACUAAUUGGCUGAGGAAUAUCAAAGUUAGUAUCUCUACCCUAUUAUUUUCCUAUUUCUUUCCUGUCCCAAAGCUAAGCAAGAGUGGAAUUAUCUCCCCAAAGUCCCUUGUCCUCCUCUGAUUGUUACAGCUGGAUCAGGGUCCUAUUAAUUGAUGAUGAGGGUCACUUGCCUGUUUCCCCAGGUAACCAUGAGCACCUUGAGCUAAGUCCCCUUUCUUAGAUACCAUUUUAACCAGUUCCCCUGACUCCAGCCUUUCUGCUCAUUUUAUUGCAUACACAAAUGUCAGGUUAACCUGCAGCACAGUUGUAGUAAACAGACAAAGGCUUGCGAUGUCUCCACACUGCCCAGGAUGGCCUGCAUACUUGAGCUGAUCUACUAGCCCUUUGCAAUUCACAAUGAUGUGCAAAAUAUUGCCUCAAUCUGGUAUUCCUCACUCUUUGUUAAUUCUGUCUUUCAAAAUACAUUCUGAAAAUACAUCUCAAAGAGAAUCUCACAGUCCUCAAAAUCUCUUAAAAUUUCCUGUUUCCCUGAUAUGUGGUAUUCCUCUCAUUCUUAUUUCAUGAGAGGUACAAUUGUAUAAAAAAAGUGCUUGCAAGCCUGAAAGAUGUACCCUUUGCCACAUUCAGUUCUAUGCCCUUAGGUAAUUUGCUUAGCCAUUAGGAAUCUGUGUUUCCAAAUCUUCAGAAAAGUGUCUUAGUCCCUUUUUGCAUGCUGGCAACAAGUGAAAAACUACCCUGCUUGUAGCAGAAGCUUAAACUCCUGUGAUGAAUGACAGAAGCAACAGCAUCUAACCCUGGGGGCACAGAGAGACAGGGACUGAGAAGAGUAAGGGACAGGGCAGUUGGAUCCAGAUGGGCUUCUGUUUUUGUACGAUCAUGAUCCCUUCUUUACUUGUUAGUAUGACCAGCAAGACAUUAAAAAAUAUUUCCUUUUUCCAAGACCAUAUAAGGAAAUAAAACUAUUUAGCAAUCUGAUCUCUCUUCAGAAUGCUUUUCAUUAAAUGAUAUGAGUAUUUAUUGCUUAAUAGUGGACUCUUCAAUGCCAGCAUCCCCCAGUAACAAAUUAGUAUAACAGUAUGCUCUUCCACUUGCUUCAAAACGUGCUUUCUGAUUACUGUCAUAAAAAAUAGGCCAGGCAUGGUGGCUCACGCCUGUAAUCCCAGCACUUUGGGAGGCUGAGGUGGGCGGGAUCACGAGAUCAGGAGAUCGAUCGAGACCAUCCUGGCCAACAUAGUAAAACCACGUCUCUACUAAAAUACAAAAAAUUAGCUGAGCGUGGUGACACGUGCCUGUAGUCCCAGUUACUCGGGAGGCUGAGGCAGGGUAUCGUUUGAACCUGGGAGGCGGAUGUUGCAGUGAGCCGAGAUCAUGCUACUGCACUCCAGCCUGGUGACAGAGCAAGACUCCGUCUCAAAAAAAAAGAAAAAAAAAAAGAACUCAACCUAAUGAUAAAAUAAAUAUGAAGUAGUGCUAAUGCUGUUCCACAAAAAACUUCCACUUAAUCAUUAACUAAACUGUUUACAAAAAUAUUUCAUGGGAAAAUUUAAUCAGAUUUAUUUUUUAUAUUUGAACAAUAGCAAUAACACCUUAUGCCAGUUGCUUACAAAACCUUAGCUAAUUAAUGUUAUUGGAAAAAUUGGAUAAAAAUUUAGACUCUGGAGCCACCCACAGAUUUUUAAUUCAUUAAAUCUGGAACAGGGCCCAGGAAUUUACAUUUUUAAAGAAGCAGAUGCUUAAACUGUGACAAUAAUUUAAGCUUGUUUUCAUUGCGGUUUCUUCCUGCACCUAACAUAAUCAUUAUUUGACUUAUAAGCUAGAUAUCAGCUGCCCAUACUAAUUGCAUUGCUUGAGAAUCUCUGCAAUGAGAAUGCUGCCUCAAAAUUACUAUUAUUUUAGAAUGUGGUCUCCUGACUUGAAUUUUCAACUAGCUCCUUAGUGAUAACAGUGUCUAGUGAUAUAGGAUCUACAUUUCCCAAACAUCCAACUGCUACCACAGCCAUCUUGCUGUGCACAAGCAGCAGUGUGGAAAACACACACACAAAAAAAGAUUCUGCAGAAUAAUUAUCUGAGAUGUGAAACUGCAUGUUCUUUCCCCCUCUCUCUCCAGCCACCCUCAUUUAGACUGUUUAAAGCAACGAUGCCAGUGCAUUUUUAUUUCAUUAGGGGCAUUUAUAACCACUGGAUUUGUUUUAAUUUUGAAGAAUUACAAAUACAGAAAACUCGAAGAAAUAGAAGUAGUAAAAACCCAUUUACACUCUAACUCAGCAGUUAAUAUUUAUCUUGUUUACUUAUUUCUCUUUCCUCUCCAUGUCUCUGUCUACCUAACUGUACUUUUUUACUGGGUCUUUGAAAGUGAGUCGCAGACAUGAUGAUACCUACCCUAUAUAUUUCAGCAUCUCUUCUAAUUAAAAAACCUUCACUUACAUAAAUGCAAUACCAUGAUCACAACCAACAUAUUUAAUACUGAUAAAAGAAUACAGGUACAUUUGAUGUUUUCUUCUUCCACAACUGACCUAUAGCGAUUUUUAUUUUAUUUUAUUUUAUUUUAUUUUUUGCUCCAGAUUUCAGUCAAGAACCACUUGUUUGCUAGGCAUGGUAGUGGUACAUGCCUGUAGUCCCAGCUACUUUGGAGGCUGAGGCCAGAAGUUCAGGGCCAACCUAGGCAACAUAAUAUAAUGAGACUUCAUCUCUUAAAACAAAACAAACACUUAAACACUUAUUGCAUUUGGUUAUCAUAAUCUCUUUAGUCUCCUUUGAUUUAGAUUAAUUUAUCUACCUGCCUUUUUUUCAUUUUUAUUCUUUUUUUAUUUCAAAAUAUUGACAUUCUGGAAGAGUUUAGAAACUUGUCUCUUAUAAUACCCUCCAACCUGAAUUUGUUGUAAUUUUUCCUCAAGUUAAACAUCUUUCCAAGAAUGUCUACAUGUAUCUGUUUCUCACAGCCUGACACGAGAAGGUACACGAUGCCAAUUUGUCCCCUUAUGGGCAAUGAUAGUUUUAGCUACUUGGAUAUGGUAGAUGUUGCCACAUUUCCUUAUUGUAAACAUAACUUUCUUUUUGUAAUUAAUAUUUUGUUCCUCACAAACUUAAACCCUAUAGAUUAAGUACCUAUUAAUGAACCUUGCAUAGAUCAAAUAGCACACUGAUGAUUGCAAAAUAGAGACUCUAUCAUUACUUUCCUAUUUUUAGAUGGUCUUAGAAAAAAGUACAUACAUGUUGAGGAAAAGCUCUUUACAUACUUUGUUUCCCAAUCUUUGUAUCAUUAUGGCCCUAUGGAUUCUUUUUAUAUUCACUGUAAUAAACCAUUACUAUUCUUCUUUUGUUAUUGCUGGUUUUACUGAAGUAGCUGUACAUUCAUAUGAAGUUGUAGGAAAUAACAGAGAGCCCAACGGUAAUGUUUUGCAAAACUAUAGUAUAAUAUCCUCCUAAACAGGGUAUUGACAUUGAUGCAAUCCACUGAUCUGAUUCAGAUUUUCCUAGUUUUGCUUUUAUUCAUUUGUGUGUGUGUAUGUUCUAUACAUUUUUAUCACCUGGUCCGUUUGUGUAUAAACAACACAGCCAAGAUACUGAACAAUUCCAACUCCACAGGGAGUCCUUUUGUUGCCUUUUAGAACCACAUUCACCUUCAUGCCAUCCCACCCCAUCCCUAACCUUUGGCUUGUAUCUUCCAUUUCUCAAAUUUGUCAUUUUAAAUGUUAUGUAAAUUGACUCAGGUAGGAUGUAACUUUUGGGGAUUGGCUUUUUUCUCUCAGCCUGAUUCCCUUCUGACAGAUCCACACAUGUAUCAGUAAUUUAUUCCAUUUUAUUGCUAAACAUUCCAUGUUGUGGUUACAUCACAAUGUAUUUAACCAUUCACCUACUGAAGGACAUCUGGGGCCAUUUGGGAGCCUUUAGAAAUAAAACUGCUAUAGAUAUUCAUGUGCAGGAUUUAUGUGGACAUGUUUUCAUUUAUCCAAGAUAAAUGCUCAAGGGGCUAAUUGCUGAUUCUUAAGAGCUGGAGGCCGAGGAGUGGUGCAAGCACCUCUGCAUGGAGUGUCUGGGGACCAGGCUCAAUGAUAUCAGCCUUGGGGAGCCCGACCUUCUGGCCGCAGGAGUGCAGCGGGAACAGAAUGAGAGAUUCAACGUGUAUCUUAUGCCUACACCAAACCUGGAUAUUUAUGGUGAAUGCACAAUGCAGAUCACUCAUGAAAAUAUCUAUCUCUGGGAUAUCCACAAUGCCAAGGUCAAACUGGUGAUGUGGCCUCUCAGCUCACUGAGGAGAUACGGUCGGGACUCAACGUGGUUCACGUUUGAGUCAGGAAGAAUGUGUGACACAGGAGAAGGACUAUUCACUUUUCAAACAAGGGAAGGAGAAAUGAUCUAUCAGAAGGUUCAUUCUGCGACACUGGCCAUAGCUGAGCAACAUGAAAGAUUAAUGCUAGAAAUGGAACAGAAGGCCCGGCUUCAGACAAGCUUGACUGAACCAAUGACAUUAUCCAAAUCAAUAUCUCUUCCUCGCAGCGCGUACUGGCAUCACAUCACUCGUCAGAACAGCGUUGGUGAAAUCUACAGUUUGCAAGGUCAUGGGUUUGGUUCGUCAAAGAUGUCUCGUGCACAGACAUUUCCCAGCUACGCCCCAGAACAGAGUGAAGAGGCCCAGCAGCCGUUGUCGCGGUCCAGCAGCUAUGGAUUCAGCUACAGCUCCAGCCUCAUCCAAUGACACACAGAGAGCCGCUGUUGACUAGAGAGACAGUCUGUCCUGGACCCGUCUGUGGGGUCAUUACCCUCUGCCUCCUGGAAGACCAAUUGCAGUACAAAUUGAAAUGGGUCGGCUCUAGCCCCAGUCCCAUUGGAAGGUUAAAAACUGGAGUUCUGCUUCCUUGAUUCAGUGGCUAAGUCCUUUAUUUAUUGAAUUUCUUUGGGGGAAUCUAUGUUUUACAUAAAUAGAAUCCAAAUCGUAUGAACAGUUAUUUAAAUAAACAAAAUUCUUUGGGUCUGACAGUAACAGAAACCUCAGCACUGGGAAAAGUUGCCCACACUGGGGUAUGCCUGGGUGAUGGGCACCUCUCACUGACCUCACAGCGCAGUCCGCCCAUCUGAGCACAGGGUCUGUCCUUAGACAUAAUGGUGACCCUCCACAAGCUCUGUGGCUUUUAAAGUUCUGACAGGGAUAAAUACAGUAAGCUCUGCAAAUGACAUCGUAGCUGCAUAUAAAUAAACCCAGUGACAAUUAAAGGAACAUGAAAUUCAGAACACACUAUUAAGCAGGGCCCUGUAGCUCUACUCGUGUGUGUGUGUGCGUGUGUGUGUGUGUGUGUAGACAAAUGGAUAUUGCUAUAUCCAUCUAUAUAUAACAAGUAUAUAUCAAACAUGUGCUGAGGGUGACAGGAUAUGCUCACUUAAAUUGUUGAAAACCAUAAUUUGGUGCAUUAAAGUUAAGAUUGUUAUGUUGAAUAGCUAUUUUUAAAAUAGUGCUGUAAAAAAAAAAAAAAAAAAGGCUUCUUAUUAGCAAAAGUAUAUGUAAUCCAGUCUGUUCCUAACAAGUGUAAGCAAAAAUGUGAGAAGGGGAACAUUCAGAAGCAAAAGAACCAGUCUAGCUGUCCUACACAUCAUGUCAUACCCUGUCUUUCUGGUGAGCGUUUCCUUGUUGCUGACAAUGUUGCUCCCUGUGGCCAUCCAUCUGAGCUACGUGAGGAGGAUUCCAUGUGAACGCCGAUCAGCUUCCAUUUAACCUUGAGAGAAAAGAGAGGUUCUAAAUGAAGAACUCUUUAAGAAAGAAAGAAUACACCCAUAAAGAACUCAGCUAUUUUGCAGUAAAGAGAAGAACAAAAUGGGUACAGGAUUGUGGAUAUCAUAGAUGCUGUUCUCACACAACCACUGGGGGCUUGUAAUUUACUGUGUAACCAGAACUUGCAGGGCUUUAUUUUUUCUUUUACUGGACACAGGUUGUCUGAGAUUAUAAGAAAUAAAAUAGAUCAAUAAUUUUCAUCAUCCCUGACACUGAUUACAAACCUACAGUGUUUAAAGGGAGGUAGUGAAUUCCACGGAAACUGAGUUUGGCUAAUUCAGGUCAACAAAGAUAUAUUUGCCCUUAAUUCUGGAGUUAAGUAAAAAUAAAAAUUAUCCUGCCUGAAUCAUCUGAUGCUUUGUGCCUAAGAUGGUUAUCUCUCAAAUACUCUAGGGUGGGUUUAAAGAACAGUGAGCUCAGGUCACGCAAGAUGAAAACCCAGGUUUUUUUUUUCUUAAUAGGAAAAUUUUUUAAACUAUCCAAAUUAGUCUGUUGAAAGGGUACCUUUUUUGCUGAUCUCUGAUGAGUUGUCUUUUCAUCCCUAUCUGUAGCUUGAGUGCAGAUUGACAAUUCAUUUCAGUGAAUUACUACCGAAUAAAAGUGGUUCCGGAUCCCUCCUAGAUAAAUGUGCACUUACAGCAACUACCUAGGCUCUCCAAAUCACUCCACUCGGUAUGAAAACCCCAUCAAGAUACUAAUCGUAAGAGUUAAUGUGGCUGCAAAAAAUAAUUAUCCUAAGCUUUCAGGGAUAAAAAGAAAAUUACCCAGGUUCUCUGCACUGUGAAUUUUGCUGACACAGCGGAGGAGCAGAUGACUGGUUCCUACAACUGUACAGCCUUCCUUGAAAUCAUAGCUUUUGGGGUUAAACACUUGUGAAUUUCUUUUGCACAUGGCAUUUGCUUUUGAAAUGCCUUUAGUCAAAUACACCAGAGCAACUCCCAGCUGAGACCAUUUGAGCACAGUUCCUAGUGGGGCCACAUUCAGAGCAAGCCUCUCGCCGGCUCACUCAGUUGAGCUGUUGCUUAGACACCACAAGUUUCUACAAGGGACUUAUGGGGAACGGCCCUCAGGGGUCCUGGUUCACAUCUCAGCUUUAUUCAUGUGCUGGAAGCACAAACAGCGAGUCCAGGGAGGGAUUCUGCUAAUCAGAUGAGUCUGCUCUUGUGUCUCUUUCUUAGGAGACAAAUACCUGUAUGUAAUUGCUUCAAGAACUCCAUUUGGUUCUGAUCAUUACCAAUGAAUAUAACUGAAGGAGCACCAAAGAUCAGGCAUAACCUCGGGCCAGUUCAUUCUGAAAAUGAUGUCGUAAAAAGAGUAUGUGUGAGAGAAAUCUCCUUCCCAAGUUUUUAACCAGAUCUCGUCACAAUGAGGAGAAUGCUAUAAUCUAUCUCAUGGUACAUUUUUGGAGCUUAAUUCUAGCAUACUCCUCCAAGUACACUCACAAUUGUAGCUGAGUCAAGACUGCUAAAUGAACAGAUAGGAGAACUUAUAUUAGACUAAUAUCCUUGACACGAAGCAGGGUUCAUUGUAAUAAAAACGGCAAACAGAUAAAUCUUCUACCAAAACCAAAGAUGGAAAGUCACUGCACCAGUCUCCUGGAACUUCAUAAAAUCAAUUUCACUGGAGCAACCAGAAGGGUCAUGGAGAUGUAUACCACUCGCUUGGGCUCGUAGGUUUUUGACUGGGGAUGCCUCUACACUUUGUAAGUCAUUUCUCCCUUCAAAAAUUGUAUUAUAUCUUUAAUAUAUGUGUAUUUUUCAAUGCGAGGGAGGAAUUACUAUGAACCAAAGAUAUCUUUUGGCUCCUUCUGAAAGUGACUCAGUUUGAAUUCCAUUCAGAUUUGUACAGAUAAAUAGAUGGUCACCAUUUCUGCAUCAGGUUGGAAGAGACCAAUGAUAAAGGAACCCAACGUAAGGAAUAGCAGUUCUGAAAAUAGACAAAGCCUAGAGGAGGUAUCUAUUUCACUGAGAGAUUACACGAGGGGACUUAUUUUUUAUGUUCCCAAUUUUUUCUUCUGAUAAUAUUAAUCAAUGUACACAUGAUUGAUGCAUGAUAUUACACUUAAAAUGCAGGAGAGUACAAAACAACCUUGAUCCAAUAGUUUCCUAUUCUGGGGGGUGGGGGCAGAGGCGGAAAAGAAAACACAUCUUUCACUUACUUAUUGAACAAACAAUAAGCACUCAGAACUAAUUUAUUUAUGCAGGUUGCAAAUAUGUAUGAAGCAAUAGGUUCUGGCCACUGCCACAAUUUGAAAUCAAUAAAAUAAGAAAUAUAUAUUUAUAUAUGAGGGAAGAUGCUGUUUGAUAGAGCAUGUGAAAUCAAUGGAAACAUAUUUAUUAAAAGUAAACCUCACCUUUUUCACCAAAUAGUAACUAGAGAACUAGUCCUAGUAUCUUGCGUAAUUCUUCUCUGUCUUCAUUGGGAAAUUAUGUUUGAAAAUCUUUCAUCACCUAUAAAAUGGUGAGCCUCUUGUACUUUCUAUUCAGUGUAGAAAGAGUGGACUGAUAAAUAACUUUACAUUGUUGGUAGUAGUUUCUACAGAUCCAGUUUAUUGCAUGUCGUAUCUUUAUUGUAGAUAUUAAAAACACAUGAUAAAAAUUGAUGUGUGCCCCUCCUUGUUUGGCCAGUAUCACAGAAAACUUUGUAAAAAAGCAUGGGGACCCUACUCCCUAGAUUAUUUGAGCCAUUUACUAAAAUUGGCCAUUAGUGAUACAGUGAAAACAAGCUAAGGAAAUGAUAUUCUCCUAAAAAGUUAUAUUCCAGUUUUGAUUAUUAUAACACAGCACAAUAAAUGGGCAGUAUACGUCUAAUGGAACUGAGAUUUAAGGCUUUAACAAUUCGUGUUUUAAAAUAUUAUAUUGAAGACUGCACAAAGAGAAAAUUAUACAUGUUUCUCCAAUCCUGUGAUCAUGUCUGUAAAUACCUUGCAAUUUCAAAUUACUUCAUCCGUCAUUAACUAUAUGAUCUCCCAAACACAGCCUUCUCAAAAUCGAUAAAAAUUUGCCACUGAAUAUGCAUUAAUAGCUAUAACAAUGGGUGACAUGCCACACAAAUUUAGCUUAUGCAAUUUAUGGGGUGUGUGUUUGCAGACUAUGAAAUGUAUGAAGUGCAGUCUCCCAUGGAGAGAAUAGAGAGGCAGGAUGGCAACUAGUCAUGAACGCAACAAUUUAGGUUAAAUGAUAAAGAAUACAAUGAAAUGUCCAGAGUAACACUUGGUCUCUACCUUUCUAACAUUCUAACCCAAGGCCAGUGUCAUGGGCUUGGCUUUCUUCCCUGUCGCCUCAUACUGAGUAUGCAAUUUACAGAGGACAUCUGUUGCUUUAUGUCUUAAGGCCACUAGAGGAAGUCACUACAUUCCCAACAAAGAUGUGUCUUUCGGCUUAGUGAAAAACAUUUAACAAGAAACAAUGUGUAACCAAGUCCCCACAGUAAAAUGUGUCUUCAGAAACAUGAGAAUCACUUUUAUAUAGCCAACCUCAUUUGAAUUUUAUCAUGAACAUAAAUUAUCGGUGAGACUGGUGUGCGGGGCUGGAUCUGUGAGACAAGCUCACACUCUCAUGUGUGCAUUCUCUAUUAACAUAUUUGGAAGAUUGCCCACAUUUUCUCUGCAGACCUGCCACAAAUCCUUACCUUCUUACUGAAGAAUGUGACUAUUGUAGCAUUCGUGCAAUUAUGCCAGCAGAGGAGGCACUAGACAGUUUAUAGACUCUUAUGGAAGUUGGGCACAUUUCCCAGGCAGGUGGAAUGCUAGCUAGAUCUAGAAGCACCCUUAAAGGUCAUGUAGAAUCAAGGUCCCACUUUAUGUUUCCCUUGGGAGAAAACUGAAACCCAUGGAUGCUGUAAUUUGUUUAACGGCAAAGAAAGAGCCAAGAAUUGUUUCUCGUAGUUCCAGGGUCCUGAUCUAGGAAUGUUUCCUUGGCUCCAUGGCAUCUCCCAGUUUGACAUAGUGGGAGCUGAGAAAUGCCAUAUGGCCUCAAAAUAAAUAAACCCUUGUACAUUUAAGUGUUUUCCCAGAUUUUCAGAUGCCUCUACUCUUGCUGAACUCAUCACCAGCUGUAUCAGUAGAGAGGUGUUAUGGGGCAAUUCAUUAGAUUUCUGGUAGGUCAUGAAUGGUUGGUAUAAGCUUUAUUUACUCAUAUAUUGUCAUCCAGUUCUUUGAAAUUCAAUCUUAUCCUAAAGUGGUAGUCAAAGUAAAACACAUUAAGUAGGUGUUUGUGUUUAGCAGUCCUACUAAUUCAUCACAAUCACAUAGUAAUUGUGAUUAUAAUUUUUGGAAUCUUUAUCACUUUCUAGCACUUUACGGUGUCAUUAUUUAUGGCAUUUUUAACAACUUUGUUGCAUAAUUGAUAACAUCAGGGCUACAUUUUUUUCAUGUGAGCCUCAAGAAGCUUCCAUUAUCAACAAGAAUUGGGGAAAUGACUUUUUUACAUUAUAAUACCUUAUAUAUUAGGUUUUUCCUGAUAAUCUUCAGUAGACAAUGAUUUAAAUUAACUGAAGUUUAAAUAAGAAAUAUGUUAAAAUUACUAAAUAAUAUGAAAACCACAUUAUACUUGUAAUUUUCAGACACUUUUCUCCUACCUUAAGAUUUUAACAUCUUGUAAAUAUUAAUAUUUGAAGGGGAGAGGAAAAAUACAUUUGUAGUAGAAAUAUUCCCUCUAACAAUUCUGUUUAACUAGUAAGUUUUUUUUAAGUUAUCUUCCAUGCCUGCUUCCCUAGUCUGAACUCCACAUUCCAGUUGUCAGAAGAAUGAAUGGAUUUAAAUUUUCUAAUCAUUAUUUUGGGCCCAUGUUAGCAGUUGAAACAAUUAAGUUCCUCACUCUUUCCUGCUUUUAGGAUGAUUUUAGACUGUGAGCAUAAAAUCAACCCUUUCUGUCAGCACAGAAUUGAACAUCGAAUGGAGCAAGGUCUACACUCUCAGCCUGUAGCUGUGCUAAUGUUAGGAUUGAAUUGUUCUAUUAAUUCCCUCAAGAGACCCACAGCCUCAAAAGAGUUGCUUAUUAUCAGAUGUCCGAAAUUCAGAAACCCAAAGUCAGGCAAAGAAGGAAACUGAGAUAAUGAUUUAAUUUUUUUAAGUCACUGCAGGAUUUCUCUCAAAGAAAACAUCUGAAAAUGGUUGAGAAAGUAGUUCCAGAUCAUUAACUAUUUUACAGAGGGACUGAAAGCCAGGGAAAAUAAAGAACAGAAUGAUAGUAGUAUCUUGAUAUUAAAUUUGCAUCAGAAAUGAGCAAAAUAUGUCAAUAUGAAAUAAUUUGAAAUCAAAUUCAGAUUCACAUGUAUAGUGCAUAGUUCAAGAAAUAAUGCUUACUCUUGUAAAAAAAAAAAAUAUAUAUAUAUGUAUCAGCAGGUAGAGUGUGGGAGCUCCAACUUUGUUGUGAAAGCUGAUAACAGAGUAUGAUUCUUUCCAGUUACAAAAUACUGUAUUACUUUAGUUAUAGCAAGCAGUACAUAAAUGACAUCAACAACUCAGGCUGCUCCCUGACAUAAAAGCCAGUUCCAUCUUUACUGCAGAUGACAGGAGACUUUCCAAGACCUGCAGAGGCCCCCUCCACCCCAACCUUAGUGCAUGCUCACACACACACACACACACACACACACACACACACACACACACAUUUUUGGCUUUUGACCCACUCUGUGUGUUCCACUGAAGUUAUCUUUUCCUUAAUAGAUUCACACAGAAUUACCCCAUCCUGCAAAAUCCUUAUCCCUAUGAAUCUCUAAAAUAUAUUAAAUAAUGUGUUAUAUAUUUGCUUUUUGUAAAUCUUUAUUUAAUUAAUUUAUAUAUACUUUGUGAAGUCUUAUACUGUACAUCAUAAAGCGAUGUCAUCUGUAGUUGGUUCAAUAUAAUGUUUAUGAUCAUUUUGAUAAGAAAUAACUUUGGACAUUAGGCCCUUGUUAAGAAAUAAAACACCCAUUAUAAAUUUGCUUCUGUUGGAAAAUACAUGAUUUGGCAUACUUCAUUUUUAGUAACAAUCUAUUCUAGAUAAAUGAUAAUUUGGGGACAUCUGUACUUAAAAACUAGCUGAACUACGUUUUGGGAUGAGAUGCAAAGCAACAGCUGUCCCUGGAACUGAAAUGUGAAUUUCUAGCAGAACAGAAAAUAUUAUAAUAAUGAGGCAAUAAUAAAAUUAGGAAAUUAAAUUAUUUUUAAAUCUGUCUGUGUGAUUUUUCCCCUUGGUAAAAAUACAUGAAAUACAUAAUUGAAAAAUUACCUUCUUCUGAAGUCGUAGUUUUUAAUCUUAACCAUCAAUAAAUAAACCUAUUGUUAACAAUGUCUUAUUCAUAAUUCUAAAAAAUUUACAAAUGAUAUUGCUAUGAGGUUGUGCACUAUUAAAGUUUGCUCCAUCACUUAAAGGUAAAGCAGUUCAAAAAUACUACUUUACAUCACAACUUUGCAUGGCUGAGAUUUUGAACAACUAAAUUGAUGGUUUUACCCACAAGUUAUUUCAUAAAGCUAACACUGUAAUAUUACUUGGUUUUCUUAUACUUUUGUUAUCAUGUGAUGAAAUGUAACUAUGUAAUUAAACAAAAUUCUGACAAUCAUAUUCUGCUAAUGUUUAAAAUGUUACUUAUUCCUUCACUUAUUAGCUUGCUAUUUUGAAAAUAAAGUGAAAGAAGGCCCUUUAUUAAAUGAAA
Messenger RNA from Homo sapiens (human), 22235 nucleotides. It is a transcript of the gene DOK6, whose product is annotated as docking protein 6. Bases 13860 to 14531 code for a protein of 223 amino acids. NCBI's taxonomy places the organism in Eukaryota, Metazoa, Chordata, Mammalia, Primates, Hominidae. The transcript is spliced from 6 exons. The record is from RefSeq and is a predicted model, not a curated record.